AUGAAAGGUCACUGUCAGCACAACUGCUCUGUGGUGGGAGAGGGCGGCUAUAUCUGUGUCUGUCCCCGUGGAUAUCAAAUCCAACUCAACGACACAAAACUUUGCGAAGAUAUCAAUGAAUGUUCGGGUUUUGGUCACAACUGCUCCCAGACUUGUGUCAACAUUGAGGGCACCUAUACCUGUAAAUGCAAACAAGGCUUUGAGAUGAUUGACGAACGGUGUGUCGUCAAGAGUGAAGUGCCGGCUUUUGUCUUAUACACUGACGGACCUGAUAUAAGAGCUGUUGAUUUGUCGCAACAACACCAGUCAUCAUUGGUCGCCGGCGAGAGUCGUGUCCAGUCUUUAGACUUUGAUCCAAUCACCGAUAUACUCUAUUGGACCGAUACUUACGAUAAGACGAUAAAGAGAGCAGUGAUUCCAAACCCAAGUGAUCCUGAGCAUGGAAAUGGUUUCUCACAAAAUCUGGAUCUCAAAGGUCUUACAAAACCAGUGGACAUUGCCGUCGAUUGGGUCGGGAGGAACCUGUAUUGGAUGGACAUGGAUCUGUCAAACAGCAAACCCAAAGGACGCAUAUUUGCCAGUCUUCUCGACGGUCGAUAUCGCAAAGCAGUGGUC
Oppiella nova is the source of this 615-nucleotide messenger RNA. Lineage: Eukaryota; Metazoa; Arthropoda; Arachnida; Sarcoptiformes; Oppiidae. The record is from the annotation of a GenBank genome assembly.